Menidia menidia (Atlantic silverside) is the source of this 255-nucleotide messenger RNA. Lineage: Eukaryota; Metazoa; Chordata; Actinopteri; Atheriniformes; Atherinopsidae. The record is from the annotation of a GenBank genome assembly.
AUGGCGGAGAAAGAGGCAGCCAAACAGUCAGAAGAACAACUGAUUCGCCGCCGGCAGGAGCUUGACUUCUUUAAGAAAAAUGCAGAACGACUCCGCAGACGGAACCUGCUAACCGGCCUCUGUAUCGGAGCGUUUGUGGUAGGCAUGUUUAGCUACACCAUCUUGUCCGUCAAACAGGAAAGAAUCGUAGAGGAACUGGACGAAGAAGCCAGAAUUCACAUCAUCAGAGGGCCAAGGACUGGUGCCAACUCCUGA